Molecule: messenger RNA, 396 nt
Organism: Plasmodium vinckei vinckei
Lineage: Eukaryota; Apicomplexa; Aconoidasida; Haemosporida; Plasmodiidae
Product: erythrocyte membrane associated protein 2, putative
Exons: 2
Coding region: 1-396 (131 amino acids)
Source: RefSeq, a predicted model, not a curated record
AUGAAUUCCAAAUUAAUACAAAUUAGUUCAUCUCUUCUUUUAAUGUGCUUAUGCAACACAUACAGUAACGAGAAAAAUAAUAAUAAUGUAACUAGUGUUAUAAAAUCGAAUCGAUUGUUAUCUGAGCAAGAAAACAAUGAAGUAGGAGAAGAAGUAUAUGAAGAUGAACCAGCUUAUGAAACUCAAGGAGUUUAUGAAGACCAACCAUCUAAUGAAAACCAAUCAAUUUCUGAAGAUGAACCAGCUUAUGAAACCCAACCAGAUUAUGAAUCCAAACCAAAUAAGCCAACAGAGAAAUUAUAUGUUCCAAAAAAUCCACCAUCUAUAAGAGCAUAUCUAACCGUCCCCAAGAAGACAAUGGAUUGGGGGUCCCACCACCAGAAAAUAGACCAAUAA